AUGCCUCUUAAUGCCCAAGCUAUCUACCCUGCGGCGGACCCGGAGUUCGUCGCUUUCCCCAGUCGUAGAAGUGUAGUACACAGUACCAAGGGUAUUGUGUCAAGUUCACAGCCUCUGGCUUCAAACUGUGGCUUGAGAAUACUGCAACAAGGUGGAAACUGCGCAGAUGCAGCUGUCGCAGUUGCCGCUGGUCUGAACAUGACCGAGCCUGGUAGCACAGGUAUCGGUGGUGACAUGUUCUGUCUGUUCUACGAUGCAAAGACCAAGCAAGUACAUGCUUUGAAUGGCUCUGGCAGAGCUCCAGGAAACGCAACAUGCGAGAAAGUACGACAAUCCCUUGGUAUCAAGGACGGCGAGAAAGGCACAAUUCCUAUGCACAGUGCACACGGAGUCACUGUUCCUGGAGCUGCAGCAGGCUGGGUUGAUGUGGUUGAGAAGUUUGGCAGUGGAAAGUUGAGCAUGGAACAAAUCUUGACACCUGCCAUUGAGUUGGGAGAGGAGGGCUUCCCUGUUUCGGAAAUCAUGGGCUACUACUGGUCCAAGGCCGAAAAGUCAAUCCGGGAUGCCUCGCCCAACUUCGCCGAAAUGCUCAAGAAAGAUCCAAGUGCAAAGGACGGUUGCCGCGCUCCAAAGCCUGGCGAAAUCAUGCGCAAUCCUACCCUGGCACAGACUUUCCGCGAGGUUGCCAAACAUGGAAAAGCUGGUUACUACACUGGAAGAAUCGCAGAAGAGCUGGUAAAGGUCGUUCAGGAUUUGGGAGGCUUCAUGUCAUUGGAGGACUUGAAGAACCACAUGGAGAAGGGCAGCGAAGAAGUUGACCCUAUCAAACUCAAUUACCGUGGACAAGGCAUCGCAAAGUCACAUGGAGAGACAAUGCACGACAAGAGCUCAGAGGGUGUCGAUGUCUGGGAACACCCUCCCAAUGGUCAGGGCAUUGUCGCUCUGAUGGCAUUGGGUAUGCUCCAGGAGCUGGAGAAGAAUGGCAAGAUCCCCGCUUGGUCGGACAAGGACCACAACUCUGCUAGGCACAUUCACGCUGUUGUCGAGACUCUCCGCAUUGCCUUUGCCGAUGCCAACUGGUGGGUGGCAGACCCCAACGUGGUCAAGGUUCCUUCUCAGGAGCUCAUCUCGGAAAAGUACCUGGCCGAGCGUGCUAAGCUCUUCGACCCCAAGAAGGCUGGUGACAUUCCUGACCAUGGAUCUCCAGCACACAACCAUUCUGAUACUGUCUACUUUGCUGCGACUGACAGCGAAGGUAACGGUAUCUCAUUCAUCAACUCCAACUAUGCCGGUUUCGGCACUGCCAUUAUCCCCAAGGGAUGUGGUUUCACCCUUCAAAACCGUGCCUGCAACUUCAUGUUACAACCGGCAAACCACCCUAAUGUCUACGCACCUAACAAGCGUCCUUACCACACCAUUAUCCCUGCUCUCAUCACCAACAAGGCAGAUCAAAGCUUGCAUUCUGUCUACGGUGUUAUGGGUGGCUUUAUGCAACCUCAAGGACACGUUCAAGUGUUACUGAAUAUGCUCGUCUUCAAGAUGACCCCACAGGCAGCGCUCGAUGCGCCUCGUAUCUGUAUUGGAGCAGGCAUGCCCGACAGUGGUGAUGUGUUUGACAAGACUGUUUACCUGGAAGACGGUAUCUCAGAGGAAAUCGCUGAUGAGCUGCGCGCCAUGGGUCACAAUGUCGAAAUUAUCAAAGGACACGGCAGAGGUCUCUUUGGCAGAGGUCAGGUUAUCAGAUGGCAUGUCGACCAUGUAGAAGACCGUGGUGUCUGGAGUGCAGGCAGUGACCCAAGAGCUGAUGGUCACGCAAUCCCUUGGAUGUAA
Aureobasidium melanogenum CBS 110374 is the source of this 1830-nucleotide messenger RNA. Its product is annotated as gamma-glutamyltranspeptidase. The transcript has 3 exons. The record is from RefSeq and is a predicted model, not a curated record. NCBI's taxonomy places the organism in Eukaryota, Fungi, Ascomycota, Dothideomycetes, Dothideales, Saccotheciaceae. Bases 1 to 1830 code for a protein of 609 amino acids.